AAAGAUUAGCAUAUAGCUAGAUAGGAGUAAGAGCAAGUGAUCGAGCAUGUCCGCAUGUCCAUCUCUUACCCUCUCCUGCGACAACCUCUCCUGCAACAUCUGGUUCUGCUGCGGCAGUGCCAAAGAUCCUGAACCUUAUCCGCCGACGCAGUCACAUGUCGUGACGGCGCCGCCGCCUUCUGUGCAAGCGCCUUAUUAUAAGCCGCCGUCAGAAUUGGUGCCUCCUCAUCAGGUGUCGCCGGCACGGGCGCCGCCGCCUGCCAUGCAAGCGCCUUAUUAUCAGCCGCCGUCAGACUUGGUGCCUCCUCAUCAGGUGUCGCCGGCGCGGGCGCCUCAGACGCCGUCAACGGUGACGACUCCUCAUGUGCCCGUACAACCCUUCAACAGGGCGCGUGAGCCACCGGCGCCUGCGGCGACACUAAUUCCUGCCGCCGUGCCAUCCAAGAGAUGCGAGCCGCCUCAGCCAGCGCCUCGUCCGCCGGCGCCGCCCAACGAGACGCGUGAGCAGCGAGUAAUGCCAUUGCCUGCCCGCCUGCCAUCCAGGAAAUACGAGCCGCCAACGCCGCAAGCGCCACCGCCUGUUACUGUCACGUCGCAACCGUCUGCACGGACAACAUGGCCUCCCCGUGUAAAGUCCAAGACGUACGAGUACGACGACGCCGGCGUGCCACCGGCCGUGUCGUUGCCGCCUCCGUCGACACCAAUAGCUCCUCGUGAUCAUGGGUCACGAUACCCACCGGCGCCUCACCCUCAUCCCGGCGACACGGAGCCCCGCGUCGAAUCUUAUUCGCAAGCGGCAAGCCUCCAUCAAGAAUACUAUUAGGUUCGGGAUUCGGGAACAUGUCUGCGCGAGGGUGUGUGUGUACUGUGUACCAUGUCUGUUAUUCGCACCAUGCGUGGGCAUCGGUCCGGCAUCGUCGCAUGGACCUUAAUUUGACUCACGACUGCAUUGAUGUGUUAGAUACCCUUCAAGACUAUGGCCUUGUUUGGAAUCUCUC
This is a messenger RNA of Aegilops tauschii subsp. strangulata, 998 nucleotides long. RefSeq lists its product as uncharacterized. The record is from RefSeq and is a predicted model, not a curated record. NCBI's taxonomy places the organism in Eukaryota, Viridiplantae, Streptophyta, Magnoliopsida, Poales, Poaceae.